AUGAGUCCGUUGUCCUUCCGCCACCACGCCGAGACGAACGGGCUGCACCCAGACAGGUCGCUCUGUCCCUACUGCGGCGUGAAGAAGCGCGGCCACGUUUGCCGCUGGGCUUGGCCAAGAAAAAGUACUGCGCGGAGCGCAACUGGAGCGCAGCCACACAGCGGCAGCGGCAGCGGCAGCGGCAGCGGCAGCGGCCGCAUCCAGCUCUCCGAGCUUGUGGCUCCUGUUCCCGAGGUUGCCGAGCCCGCGCCUGCGCCGCGGGUCGAAGUUGGCUGGCUCAGCGAGGGGCCUCAUGUCGGUGAGCGGGUGCUGCGACGCCUGAAGGGACACGGCUACGUGCAUGCGGUGGUGCGCCUCUACCUGCCGGCGGGCGAUGCGGAGGACGAGCCGGCGUUUUGGCACAUCGAACAUGCGGACGGGGACGAAGAGGAUCUGGAGGAGGAGGAGCUGCUCGAGGCGCUGCGGCGCUUCGCCAUCCGUGCGGGCAGGGCCAGGGCGGCGGCGGAGGCGGCGGGUGGACGCGCGUGGGCGGUCGGCGAGGCGGAGGCGGCUGGCGCGGGAGGGCCGGCGCGGGCCGCAGCGGCGGCGGAGGCGGCGGAGGCGGCGGAUGAGGCCGCGGAAGAGGGCGCGGAGGCGAUGGAGGCGGAGGCGGAGGCGGAGCCCGAUGCGGCGGCGGAGGCGGGGUCGGAGGCGGCGGCGGCGGGGCAGCCGAGGCGGCCACCGAAGCGUCGUCGCACCUCGGCUGCGCAGGGCGCGGCGCAGGUAGCGGCGGGCUGCACGGAGCCCGAGGCGGAGGCGGAGGAGGCGGAGGCCGCAGGCUCAACCUCGUUCCCGCCUCCGACCGCACCGCCGACGCCAGGGGGGGCUGCACCCGUCGCCGCAGCCGCGCCGUUCGCGGCGGAGGCGGUCGUGGCGGAGGCGGAGGGGCUGAAGCUGCACCUCUCGAGCAGCGGCAGCACCGGCUACAGAGGAGUGCGCGAGCAGCCCUCUGGCCGAUUCGAGGCGCAGCACUGGGUGGGCGGAAGGCUGGUCUACUUGGGAUCCUUCGCCACGGCGGUGGAGGCGGCGGUGGCGUACGCGCGGGCGGUCGGCGAGUACCAGCCUCCCCCUCCUCCGACAGUGGCGGCAGAGGCGGAGGGGCUGCGGCUGCACCUCUCGAGCAGCACGAGUACCGGCUACAAGGGCGUGUACGAGCAUCACCCUGGCCGCUUCCAGGCGAAGCAAAGUGUGAACGGAAAGAAGGUCUCCAUCGGCACCUUCGCCACGGCGGUGGAGGCGGCGGUGGCGUACGCGCGGGCGGUCGGCGAGUACCAGCCUCCCGCCCAACCUCCUCCGACGGUGGCGGCAGAGGCGGAGGGCUUGCGUUUGCACCUCUCGAGCAGCAACGCCACCGGCUACAAGAACGUGAGCAAAUUGCCCUCUGGCCGCUACCAGGCGCAGCACAGCGUGGGCGGGAGGGAGGACUACUUGGGCACUUUCGCCACGGCGGUGGAGGCGGCGGUGGCGUACGCGCGGGCGGUCGGCGAGGCGGAGGCGGCUGGCGCGGGAGGGCCGGCGCGGGCCGCAGCGGCGGCGGAGGCGGCGGAGGCGGCGGAGGGCUCGGAGGAGGGCGCGGAGGCGAUGGAGGCGGAGGCGGAGCCGGAGCCCGAUGCGGCGGCGGAGGCGGGGUCGGAGGCGGCGGCGGCGGGGCAGCCGAGGCGGCCACCGAAGCGUCGUCGCACCUCGGCUGCGCAGGGCGCGGCGCAGGUAGCGGCGGGCUGCACGGAGCCCAAGGCGGAGGCGGAGGAGGCGGAGGCCGCAGGCUCAACCUCGUCGCCGCCUCCGACCGCACCGCCGACGCCAGGGGGGGCUGCACCCGUCGCCGCAGCCGCGCCGUUCGCGGCGGAGGCGGUCGUGGCGGAGGCGGAGGGGCUGAAGCUGCACCUCUCGAGCAGCGGCAGCACCGGCUACAGAGGAGUGCGCGAGCAGCCCUCUGGCCGAUUCGAGGUGCGGCACAUGGCGAACGGGCGGCAGGUCGCCCUCGGCUGCUUCGCCACGGCGGUGGAGGCGGCGGUGGCGUACGCGCGGGCGGUCGGCGAGUACCAGCCUCCGCCUCCGACAGUGGCGACAGAGGCGGAGGGCUUGCGUUUGCACCUCUCGAGCAGCAGCGCCACCGGGUACAAGGGCGUGUCCAAUCGCUCUGGCCGCUUCCAGGCGAAGCAAAGUGUGGACGGAAAGAAGGUCUCCAUCGGCUCCUUCGACACGGCGGUGGAGGCGGCGGUGGCGUACGCGCGGGCGGUCGGCGAGGCGGAGGCGGCUGGCGCGGGAGGGCCGGCGCGGGCCGCAGCGGCGGCGGAGGCGGCGGAGGCGGCGGAGGGCUCGGAGGAGGGCGCGGAGGCGAUGGAGGCGAUGGAGGCGGAGGCGGAGGCGGAGCCCGAUGCGACGCCAGGGGAGACUGCACCCGCAGCCGCGCCGUUCGCGGCGGAGGCGGUCGUGGCGGAGGCGGAGGGGCUGAAGCUGCACCUCUCGAGCAGCGGCAGCACCGGCUACAGGGGCGUGUACAAGGUCGCGCCCGGCCGUUUCGUCGCGCGGCACAAGGCGGAAGGAAGGUUAGCAUUCAUCGGCUCCUUCGACACGGCGGUGGAGGCGGCGGUGGCGUACGCGCGGGCGCAGGCGGGAAGGGCGGGAGGAUCAGACCGGACGGCGGCGGAGGCUGGGGUGGCGGAGGGCACGGAGGCCGAGGGGGUGGAGGAGGCGGAGGAGGCGGAGGCGGAGGGCUCAGCUGGCGCUACCUCGUCGCCGCCGACACCAGGGGAGGCUGCGCCGUUCGCGGCGGAGGCGGUCGUGGCGGAGGCGGAGGGGCUGCGGCUGCACCUCUCGAGCAGCAGCAGCACCGGCUACAAGGGCGUGUACGAGCACCACUCUGGCCGCUUCGAGGUGCGGGGCGCCCGGCACAUGGCGAACGGGCGGCAGGUCGCCCUCGGCUUUUUCGACACGGCGGUGGAGGCGGCGGUGGCGUACGCGCGGGCGCAGGCGGGAAGGGCGGGAGGAUCAGAGCGGACGACGACGGAGGCUGGGGCGGCGGAGGGCACGGAGGCGGAGGGGGCGGAGGGGUUGGAGGAGGCGGAGGCGGAGGGCUCAGCAGGCGCUACCUCGUCGCCGCCGUCAGAGGCGGAGGGGCUGCGGCUGCACCUCUCGAGCAGCGGCAGGACCGGCUACAGGGGCGUGCACGAGCACUUUGGCCGCUUUCGGGCGAAGCACAGUGUGGACGGAAGGAGGGUCUCCCUCGGCUACUUCGACACGGCGGUGGAGGCGGCGGUGGCGUACGCGCGGGCGCAGGCGGGAAGGGCGGGAGGAUCAGAGCGGACGGCGACGGAGGCUGGGGCGGCGGAGGGCACGGAGGCGGAGGGGUUGGAGGAGGUGGAGGCGGAGGGCUCAGCAGGCGCUACCUCGUCGCCGCCGACACCAGGGGAGGCUGCGCCGUUCGCGGCGGAGGCGGUCGUGGCAGAGGCGGAGGGGCUGAAGCUGCACCUCUCGAGCAGCGGCAGCACCGGCUACAGGGGCGUGAACCAGCACCACUCUGGCCGCUUCCAGGCGAAGCACAGUGUGGACGGAAGGAGGGUCUUCAUCGGCUCCUUCGACACGGCGGUGGAGGCGGCGGUGGCGUACGCGCGGGCGGUCGGCGAGUACCAGCCUCCGCCUCCGACAGUGGCGACAGAGGCGGAGGGGUUGCGGCUGCACCUCUCGAGCAGCAGCGUCACCGGCUACUUGGGCGUGCACGAGCACCACUCUGGCCGCUUCCAGGUACGGCACGCGGCGAACGGAAAGAAGGUCUCCAUCGGCAUCUUCGACACGGCGGUCGAGGCGGCGGUGGCGUACGCGCGGGCGGUCGGCGAGGCGGAGGCGGCUGGCGCGGGAGGGCCGGCGCGGGCCGCAGCGGCGGCGGAGGCGGCGGAGGCGGCGGAGGGCUCGGAGGAGGGCGCGGAGGCGAUGGAGGCGGAGGCGGAGGCGGAGCCCGAUGCGACGCCAGAGGGGGCUGCACCCGUCGCCGCGCCGCUCGCGGCGGAGGCGGUCGUGGCGGAGGCGGAGGGGCUGAAGCUGCACCUCUCCAGCAGCAGCGCCACCGGCUACAAGGGAGUGCGCGAGCACUAUGGCCGCUUCGAGGCGAAGCUCACGGCGAACGGGCGGCAGGUCGUCCUUGGCUAUUUCGACACGGCGGUGGAGGCGGCGGUGGCGUACGCGCGGGCGGUCGGCGAGUACCAGCCUCCGCCUCCUCCGACGGUGGCGACGGAGGCGGAGGGGCUGCGGCUGCACCUCUCGAGCAGCAGCAGCACCGGCUACAAGGGCGUGUACGAGCACCACUCUGGCCGCUUCGAGGUGCGGGGCGCCCGGCACAUGGCGAACGGGCGGCAGGUCGCCCUCGGCUUUUUCGACACGGCGGUGGAGGCGGCGGUGGCGUACGCGCGGGCGCAGGCGGGAAGGGCGGGAGGAUCAGACCGGACGGCGACGGAGGCUGGGGCGGCGGAGGGCACGGAGGCGGAGGGGGUGGAGGAGGCGGAGGAGGCGGAGGUGGAGGGCUCAGCAGGCGCUACCUCGUCGCCGCCGUCAGAGGCGGAGGGGCUGCGUUUGCACCUCUCGAGCAGCAGCGUCACCGGCUACAGGAACGUGCGCAAGAGCACCAAGAAGGUUGGCCGCUUCGAAGCGCUGCACUAUAUGGCCGGAAAGAGGAAGGUCCACCUUGGCAGUUUCGAUACGGCGGUGGAGGCGGCGGUGGCCUAUGCGCGGUCGGUCGGGGAGGCGCCGGAAGCGGGCUCGCCAGCAGGCCACGCGUCGGCGGCACUGCCGGGCGAGGCGGCAGCAGGCGCAGGCGAGGAGGCGGUGGUCGCGGAAGAGGGAAUGGUGGCAGCUGCGGUUGCGGCGGGAGCUGAGUCGGCGGGCCCCGUCCGGCGAAGCAAGCGGAGCUUAGCGCAGGCGGGCAUGAACGGUGCUGCGUCGUAG
Emiliania huxleyi CCMP1516 is the source of this 4977-nucleotide messenger RNA. RefSeq lists its product as hypothetical. NCBI's taxonomy places the organism in Eukaryota, Haptophyta, Isochrysidales, Noelaerhabdaceae. The record is from RefSeq and is a predicted model, not a curated record. Gene Ontology annotation, biological process: regulation of DNA-templated transcription. Gene Ontology annotation, molecular function: DNA-binding transcription factor activity; DNA binding. The coding region runs from base 1 to 4977 and encodes 1658 amino acids. The transcript is spliced from 2 exons.